AGUCUCUCUACCGGAAAAGAAAAGACUCAGAGGAACAACCAAGGCGAUCUGUGGCAUUGAACAAAAUUCCCCAUUUUGGAGAUAUGGCUGAGUGGGGAGGAAGUGUCAAGAUUGAUGCUGUUCCCAUGUUUCGUCAAUUGCAGAAAAGAUUCCAAUUGGUGCCUGAUGACUAUAGACUGCAGAUCUAUAACAGAAGAGAACGUGUCGAUCAGGCAGUCUUCAGGACAAAAGGACCUUCACCUGCUUCAUCUUAUUUUCUUGUGGAGUUGUAUCCCAGGAAUCUUUUCUUGGAUUUUACAUCACACGGACCCAAUGUUGACUUUCGUUUGGACAAUGAGGAGCUGAACAGAGCAUUGUCAGAAGUUACCAAGAGAGAAGCGCAUGGACCCGAAAGGCCAAUAUACAUCUUCCUUCAAUACCAGAAACCUAAGAUGUCAUUCCUCAAAAUGGUAGCAAAUGAUACAGAUUGCCCACACUGCACACCCACAGAUAAACAGCCUGUUCUGGAUUACUAUGAGGCGGCACUUGCAGAUAUGCCUAACCGGUUUCUGGAACUAAACGAGAUUGAAACGAUGUAUCAUUGUUUAAAGGAAGCUGAGAAUUGCUGCAAGGUUGCUCAAGUGGUUUUUCGGGACGAUCAAUGUGAGGUUGCAUUUGGACCUGGUUAAAAGAUUUGAGUAGAACUUUUCAUGUUUCAAGAAUUAAUGGUAAUAACAACCUUCACAUGAUACAAUCGAGUAUAGUCAUUACCAAAUUUACACGUUUCUGUGAAUCCCUCCCUGUUCUAAAGCCAGACAUUUACUAUGGUAAGAUUCGUACGAUUUAUAUUAGAAAGAACACUCACUUUUGGGAUGCAUUUUUUUUUU
Messenger RNA from Papaver somniferum (opium poppy), 866 nucleotides. RefSeq lists its product as uncharacterized. The transcript is spliced from 4 exons. Lineage: Eukaryota; Viridiplantae; Streptophyta; Magnoliopsida; Ranunculales; Papaveraceae. The record is from RefSeq and is a predicted model, not a curated record. Bases 84 to 668 code for a protein of 194 amino acids.